Molecule: messenger RNA, 1962 nt
Organism: Rotaria sordida
Lineage: Eukaryota; Metazoa; Rotifera; Eurotatoria; Philodinida; Philodinidae
Source: the annotation of a GenBank genome assembly
AUGAUUCACAUUAUUGGCAUGGAAAUAAUUCAAAUUCAUAUGAUUUUUAUGGUUCAACAUUCAUCUCAUACACUUUUACAACAAAAUGGUUUUACUCAACAAGUUUAUCUUAAAUAUAAACAAGAAUGUCUUGAUGAUUUUCGUGUUGAUGGUGCAUCAUUUCCACAACAAUUUUUUCCAACAAAAUCAAAUUAUACAUCCGAAGCAACUGGUGCUGCAGUAGCAAAGAACAGUGAUACAUCAAAUUCAUUAAAACCCAAUGAAGAAUUUAGUGUUUUAAGAAGAAUUGACAUCGGUUUAUCUAUUGUUGGUGGUGUGAUUAAUUCUAUACUUUAUAAUAUUGAUGGUGGUCAUCGAAAUGUUAUUUUUGAUCGUUUUCAAGGUGUUAAACUAGAUGUUAUUGAAGAAGGAACUCAUUUUAUGAUUUCAUGGCUUCAUAGACCAAUUAUAUUUGAUAUUCGUACACGACCACGAUCUGUUCCAUCAAUAACAGAAAUAAAAGAUUUACAAACAAUUAAUAUAACAUUACGUAUUCUUCAUCGACCAAGAGCUGAAAUUUACCAAAAAUUUUUUGCAAAUUUGGGUUUAGAUUAUGAAGAACGUGUUUUACCAUCGAUUAUUAAUGAAUCGCAAUUUGAUGCUAUUGAAUUGAUUACACAACGUACACUUAUUUCUCAAUGUGUUAGUGAAUUAUUAACAGAACAUGCUGCUCAAUUUGGUUUAUUACUUGAUGAUAUUUCAAUUACACAUUUAAGUUUUGGACCUGAAUUUACAAGUGCUGUUGAAUUAAAACAAACUGCACAACAAGAUGUUGAAAAACAACGAUUUUUAGUCGAAAAAACGGAACAAAGUCGUCAAGCAAAUGUUAUUGCAGCAGAAGGUGAUGCUCGUGCAGCUGAUUUGAUUGGCAAAGCUUUAGAUGAAGUUGGUGAUGAAAAAGAAGAUCAGAUCAACAAUUCUCUCGAUGAUAUUAAAGAUUCGAGUACGAUUGAAAUGAUGAAUUUCGACAAUCUCUUUCGAUGUUUUAUAUUAACUCAAUCAUUUGUACGUGGUUGGGGAAAUCCAUUUCAUUUACAAGAAAUUUUUACCUAUCGACGUGAAAAAAUUGGGAAACAAAAAGGUAAUCAAAAUUAUAUAAAUGCUCGAUUUCGUUCAUCACUUGCCAAUUAUUUACCACAUUUGGUUCCAUCUCAAGUAGCUAUAGCUCAUUUUCAACUUGUUCUAUCACGUGAUCAUGGUUUUAGUCGACGAAGGUUAUUUACUGCAUUCCCAUUAAUUAAUCAAUAUCCUAUAGAUUCAAUUCUUCUUGAAAAUCCAUAUUAUGGUUUAAGAAAACCGCCAAAUCAAUCUGGUUCAUCAUUAUUGUAUGUUACCAAUUUGUAUAUCAUGGGUGAAGUUCUUGUUUUAGAAACACUUAUGCUACUUCAUUGGUGUCAAAAAAUGAAAUUAACAUCAGCUAUUCUACAUGGUUUUUCUCUUGGUGGACAUAUGGCUUCACUAGCAUUUACAAAAUGGUCUGAUCCACCUUGUCGACAAUUCUAUAAAAAUAAAGCCUCUCAAACAUUUUAUGAUUAUUUACGUGAACGAAAUCGAUCAAUAGAUUCAAAUAAAAUUGUUCUCAAUCUUAUUAAAGAUAUGAUGCGUCUUCUUAUGGAUGAAUUUAUAUCUUUAUAUAAUUAUUCACGUUCAGUUCAACCAAAUAUAUCUGAUGCUAUGUUUAUAGUUUGUACACAUGAUGGUUACGUAUUACGUGAUGGUAUUCCACAUAUGAAUGAUGUAUGGCCUGGUAUUUAUAUUCGAUAUACUCCUCAUGGACAUGUUAGUGCAUUUUUAUUUAAUCAGUCAGAUUUUCAUCAUGCUGCUGCUAAAAUGUUACAACGACAAGAAUCAAAUGUAAAACUAAAAAAGCAUCUAAUCAUAUCACCAAUUUCUGUUACUAUUACUACACCUAAAAAUUCGUGA